Adineta ricciae is the source of this 1072-nucleotide messenger RNA. The record is from the annotation of a GenBank genome assembly. Lineage: Eukaryota; Metazoa; Rotifera; Eurotatoria; Adinetida; Adinetidae.
AUUCCGGCCGGAAUUGCACAGGAAAUAUCCGAUCAGUUCCUGGCCGUUUCCAGCUCGAAGUUUGCAGGAAACGGUCGGGAAAUGACUGGAACCUACGUUUGAACUUCCAGCCAGAAUCUGGCGGCAAGGAAAUGGCCGGAAAACAAACUUAACCGGCCGGAACCGACCGUGCCAUAAUAACCUGGGAAGUCAUCAUUGGAUUCUCAAUUUUAAGAAACGUAACAAUAUUUCUUCCAGAAAGGUGACAAAAUUCAUUUCUCAUAGGGAAGCUAGUGAUAAAUCUAUAAUUGAAAAUUCUGCUGAUGAUUUUGUUACCGAAGCGACCAAACAUAUACCAAAAUAUAAACUCGAAUGUGUGCUAAAUGCAGAUCAGUCCAGUUUUCAUUACGAAAUGGCUUCGAAUCGCACGUUAUCUCAUGUAGGAGAAAAAACGACUUAUGUUUCAGUCAAAUCUUUGAAUGCGACAACACACUCAUAUACAGUGAUGCCUAUCAUCAGUGCUGCUAGUCAACUCCUCAGUCCUCUUUUUAUUUGUCUUCAAGAACCUACAGGUCGAUUUCCAACCACGAAAAAGAUCUUUUCAGCACCAAAUAUAGUAACAAGUUGCAGUAAAUCUGGGAAAUUAAGUGCAUCUUUGAUAGAAUAUUGGAUUAAAGAGGUUUUAGAUAAAGUCGUCAGCAAUCGAUUUCUUCUUAUGGUCGAUCAAUGGUCACCACAGGCUAACAUUACUGUAUAUGACAACAACCUGACAAAAGGUCAGUCGUGUAAAUUAUUAGUAAUACCAAGAAAAACGACAUCAACUAAACAGCCGUGUGAUACUUAUUUUUUCCGGCAAUGGAAAGAGUUAACGAAGAGAAUAUAUCAUCGUGUAUCAUUAGAUGAAUUAGAUGUUGAUUUAAGAAAUCGUGAUGCUAUCAUUAAAUUACAAAGUCUGGUUCAUAAUCAAUUGAGUUCUUCCGUGUUCAAACCAAUGAUUUCAUAUGCGUGGUCAACUUGCGGUUACAUUCCAAAACAAUAUUUAAAUUUCUCCAAUGUUAUAGAAAUUUGUUUUCGGCAAAACCAGCCAGGAUGA